CGUUGUUAGAUUCGCCGCCUCCGCGAGGUGGGGAUUCGAAGACUUUCCAUACUGAUACACCGUCUCUCGUCGAAUGAGACGACGACGACGAAGACGAUCAGUCUCAUUUAAAGUUUGUUGUGUCGAACACGUCGCCGUAAGAACGUUACCGAUAGGCAUGUGAUCGUGAACGCGCGCGUAGUUGUUGCCAUGAGCCCCGCAUCCGCAGGCAAUCUAGAAGUGGAACGUUACAUAGGUGCUUGUUUGAUAUCGCAAAACCGAGUCAAAAACAAACCGCCGCCGCCGCAACGACAAGAACAAUAUAAUAAUAAUAAUAAUAAUAAUAAUAGGGAUGUGACGCAGGAUAUUUAUCGAAAACAUCACGUCAAUUAUCGCUUGCAGAGAUGUCAUUCGGUGGAAACUUGGAACGGCGGCGGUAUGCCUUUUAUCACUUUCCCCCAUCAUCAUCAUCAUCAUCAACGAAAGGAAGAUCAGAAUUCGUUGGCUAAAUUGGCGGUGCACACCCAGGGCGCCCCUUUGAUUUUAACGAAAACUUUCCACCACAGAAAAAACAGACUCGACAGAAACAACAAUGGAAAAGUGUACGAAAAUUCGAUAAACAAGAAAAAUGUCAAGUGUCAAAAUAGUGCGGACGCUGCGAGCGUCGCGAGUGACGAAAGUUCCGGUUCGAAUAAUUCGGAAACGUGUUUACCGCGCAUCAUAAAACCGAGGAAGAGACGGAAAAAAGAGAGGAAACCGCCGACGUUAUCUAGACCUUUAAGUCAAGAUUCGUCUUCUACCGAUAGCGCCAGUCCCGACGUGGAAAACAAUCGCAUCGAUUAUUUAUCGUUAAGUCCUUUUAAUUUAUUUAAUUUUAGUCCUUACGGCGCGUUAAUGUUUCCCGAAUCUUCUAAAAUCGUCGAUCGUUUGAACGAUAUCAACGAAACGCCCAAACUCCAUCAUUCCUUCGAAGACAUCGAAGAACCAGACGAAGGAAAAGAUAUUAACGGCAACCAAUCGACCAGUAACUGUCAGUGUAGAUAUUGCGAUCCCAGCGGACAAAUUUGGGACGUCGAUAGGGAAUGUUACUCGCCCUUUUUAACGCCACCUUUGAAAUCCUUCAAGUAUCCCAAUCCGGAAGAGGUUUCCUAUUAUUCUUCGCCGAUAUCUACCGAUUGUUUGGAGCAUACGUUGUCGUCGAUAACGUUGGAAAGUGACGGCGUUAAGAAGAUCCCCGUCACGUCUUCGUCCAGAGACCUUGAAGUUUCCACCGAAAUCGUCACAUCUUUGAACGGUCACAGGGAUUUGGAAAUCAAGUUUUUUUCCACGCCCUGUCAUGUGGAUAACGACGCAAAAAAUGAUAAUGGUACGAAAAAGUGUAAUUUCGAAAAUGAUUUGGGAUUAAAUUUAGAAGAAUGAUUUUAUAAUGAUGUCCAUAAAAAUUUUUUUCGAAUUAUCGUAACCACGUUCAAGUUUAUUUAUCUAUACGAGUGGCGUGCUAAUUGUCAGGGGGUAUACAGAAAAUUAGUUAAAUGCAACGACGGAUAUACAGAUUUGUCGCCUGUAGCCUAUUUCAAUCAUAUAAAUUACGUUUUUCGUCAAUAAAAUAUUGUAAUUUGAUUAUUUUCACGAAUACGACGGUUAUUUCUAACAAAAAAAUUUGAAAUCUUCAAAUUCAGUUUAGGUUAUUGUAUUGUGGACCGUUAACGACCCUUUGGACGCUAAUAUUAUUUUUAUUCAAUUCUAAAAACCCUCGUAGAUACCUCAUUUUAUAAAUUUAAUAAUUUUUUUUUAAAUACUUUUAAAAAUAUGCAUCGAUUCAUUAUAAAUUGGACGGCAUUAUACGCCGUUAUUGAAUAUUGGAUUAUAAAACGCAAAUAGACGAGUAAAACGUAAGGGCGUCUGGUUUAAACAGGAUACCAGACGUGAACUGAUACCUUUUUGUACCCCAUUUGUCUAUUAGAACUUAUCUGACAUCGCCGUUUUAAAGUUUGACAUUUUUAAUGGUAAACGAACUUGUUGUACGAUACAUGCUAUUUGAGCUGUUUCAAGAUACUUGAAAUAUUCAUUUUGGACAAAAAAAAGGAAUUAGAUUGCAAACAUUAUUGUGCGUGUGAUUAAAUUCAUUCAUUCAUUCAUUUCAUUGACUUCAUUGAAAUAAAUCUCACAUAGCCACGCCACUGCUUAUCGCACACCGUCUAACAUGUACAUUUCGAACAAAUUGUAUACAUACGCUUUCCGACAGCUUCGGUUAAUACAAAUGCAUUUACGAUUCGAUGUUUUCAUUAAUAAACAGCGGAGAUGAUGAGUCCACGUGGACUGAAAGUUUGUUAGAUGUUUUAUACGGGGAGUAAACAUUAUUUUUCCUUUCUUAAUUUGGUAUGAGUGACGUGCGUAUUUAUGAAAUAUUGAUUGAUAAGCUGCAAUUGAUAUUGAAAAACUAUAAAAUUUGUAUGUAGUGAAACUAAGAAAAAGUUUUAGUGGUUUCAUUUUUACACAGGGAGAAUAUUUUUCUAGUCUAUCGACAAUUUUUCUUCCAAGAUAUAUUCAUUCAUGCUCAGCCUGUAUUUUCGUCAUCAUCUUCAAGGCGGUUGUGUAUAUGCCUUCUGGAAGUAUUUGGGAAUCAUCCAGAUCUAAAUUUUCGAUUUUCUCUAGUAGUACAGCAACUGGAAGGGUUUUUUUUCCAAAAAACAUUCCCCAAAGUCUUAACUUUCUAUAGUCUUUUCGUCCUCGAUAAAUUCAUCCAUGCUCAGCCUGUAUUUUCGUCAUCAUCUUCAAGGCGGUUGUGUAUAUGCCUUCUGGAAGUAUUUGGGAAUCAUCCAGAUCUAAAUUUUCGACUUCCUCUAGUAGUACAGCAACUGGAAGGGUUUUUUUUCCAAAAAACAUUCCCCAAAGUCUUAACUUUCUAUAGUCUUUUCGUCCUCGAUAAGUUCAUUCGUGCUCAGCCUUUAUUUCCGUUAUCAUCUUCAAGGCGGUUGUGUAUAUGCCUUCUGGAAGUAUUUGGGAAUCAUCCAGAUCUAAAUUUUCGAUUUUCUCUAGUAGUACAGCAACUGGAAGGGUUUUUUUUCCAAAAAACAUUCCCCAAAGUCUUAACUUUCUAUAGUCUUUUCGUCCUCGAUAAGUUCAUUCGUGCUCAGCCUUUAUUUCCGUUAUCAUCUUCAAGGCGGUUGUGUAUAUGCCUUCUGGAAGUAUUUGGGAAUCAUCCAGAUCUAAAUUUUCGAUUUUCUCUAGUAGUACAGCAACUGGAAGGGUUUUUUUUCCAAAAAACAUUCCCCAAAGUCUUAACUUUCUAUAGUCUUUUCGUCCUCGAUAAGUUCAUUCGUGCUCAGCCUUUAUUUCCGUUAUCAUCUUCAAGGCGGUUGUGUAUAUGCCUUCUGGAAGUAUUUGGGAAUCAUCCAGAUCUAAAUUUUCGAUUUUCUCUAGUAGUACAGCAACUGGAAGGGUUUUUUUUCCAAAAAACAUUCCCCAAAGUCUUAACUUUCUAUAGUCUUUUCGUCCUCGAUAAGUUCAUUCGUGCUCAGCCUGUAUUUUCGUCAUCAUCUUCAAGGCGGUUGUGUAUAUGCCUUCUGGAAGUAUUUGGGAAUCAUCCAGAUCUAAAUUUUCGAUUUUCUCUAGUAGUACAGCAACUGGAAGGGGUUUUUUUUCCAAAAAACAUUCCCCAAAGUCUUAACUUUCUAUAGUCUUUUCGUCCUCGAUAAGUUCAUUCGUGCUCAGCCUUUAUUUCCGUUAUCAUCUUCAAGGCGGUUGUGUAUAUGCCUUCUGGAAGUAUUUGGGAAUCAUCCAGAUCUAAAUUUUCGAUUUUCUCUAGUAGUACAGCAACUGGAAGGGUUUUUUUUCCAAAAAACAUUCCCCAAAGUCUUAACUUUCUAUAGUCUUUUCGUCCUCGAUAAGUUCAUUCGUGCUCAGCCUUUAUUUCCGUUAUCAUCUUCAAGGCGGUUGUGUAUAUGCCUUCUGGAAGUAUUUGGGAAUCAUCCAGAUCUAAAUUUUCGAUUUUCUCUAGUAGUACAGCAACUGGAAGGGUUUUUUUUCCAAAAAACAUUCCCCAAAGUCUUAACUUUCUAUAGUCUUUUCGUCCUCGAUAAGUUCAUUCGUGCUCAGCCUUUAUUUCCGUUAUCAUCUUCAAGGCGGUUGUGUAUAUGCCUUCUGGAAGUAUUUGGGAAUCAUCCAGAUCUAAAUUUUCGAUUUUCUCUAGUAGUACAGCAACUGGAAGGGUUUUUUUUCCAAAAAACAUUCCCCAAAGUCUUAACUUUCUAUAGUCUUUUCGUCCUCGAUAAGUUCAUUCGUGCUCAGCCUUUAUUUCCGUUAUCAUCUUCAAGGCGGUUGUGUAUAUGCCUUCUGGAAGUAUUUGGGAAUCAUCCAGAUCUAAAUUUUCGAUUUUCUCUAGUAGUACAGCAACUGGAAGGGUUUUUUUUCCAAAAAACAUUCCCCAAAGUCUUAACUUUCUAUAGUCUUUUCGUCCUCGAUAAAUUCAUCCAUGCUCAGCCUGUAUUUUCGUCAUCAUCUUCAAGGCGGUUGUGUAUAUGCCUUCUGGAAGUAUUUGGGAAUCAUCCAGAUCUAAAUUUUCGAUUUUCUCUAGUAGUACAGCAACUGGAAGGGUUUUUUUUCCAAAAAACAUUCCCCAAAGUCUUAACUUUCUAUAGUCUUUUCGUCCUCGAUAAGUUCAUUCGUGCUCAGCCUUUAUUUCCGUUAUCAUCUUCAAGGCGGUUGUGUAUAUGCCUUCUGGAAGUAUUUGGGAAUCAUCCAGAUCUAAAUUUUCGAUUUUCUCUAGUAGUACAGCAACUGGAAGGGUUUUUUUUCCAAAAAACAUUCCCCAAAGUCUUAACUUUCUAUAGUCUUUUCGUCCUCGAUAAGUUCAUUCGUGCUCAGCCUUUAUUUCCGUUAUCAUCUUCAAGGCGGUUGUGUAUAUGCCUUCUGGAAGUAUUUGGGAAUCAUCCAGAUCUAAAUUUUCGAUUUUCUCUAGUAGUACAGCAACUGGAAGGGUUUUUUUUCCAAAAAACAUUCCCCAAAGUCUUAACUUUCUAUAGUCUUUUCGUCCUCGAUAAAUUCAUCCAUGCUCAGCCUGUAUUUUCGUCAUCAUCUUCAAGGCGGUUGUGUAUAUGCCUUCUGGAAGUAUUUGGGAAUCAUCCAGAUCUAAAUUUUCGAUUUUCUCUAGUAGUACAGCAACUGGAACUGGUUUUUUUCCAAAAAAAAAUUAGUUCGACAGAUGGCCAAGGGUUUGUUAACGACCCAGCAAACAAACACGGUUCAUCAUCCACGUACAUCCUACUUAAAUAAAAUAAAAUGAAGACAUUUAUUCACAAACAAAAAUAUCCCGAUAAUUUUCGAAAAAAUUGAUAACUAUUCAUAAAAACUUGGGUGACAGUGUCUAAAAACUUGGUAAAAUGAUUACUCGCAUCUUAUUUUUGGUAGAUAAUUAAACUUGUGUUACCAUUUAGAGUAAACUCAUCUUGUGAAGGCGUCUCAUGUAAAUAAACUUGAGUUUCACUAUGGUUUUAUUAAAAAAAAAAAAAAAUGGAAAUAAACGACGUUUUUGUACAAUUUCUUUUCUAUUUAUUAUAUAAUUGAAGUCGAUUCAACUUCAACGUAGUCUUUCAAGCUUCUGGACAGAUUUGUCUACAUAACUUGUUCUCAUACUAAUUUUUAUUAACACGUUGACUGCCAACUACGAAAUUUUUUGCAUAAAUCAACCAAAAAAUGAUUUUUUUAAAAAAAAGUCCACGUUCUAUAAAUCUUUAGUGAUACAGUUUUUAAAUCGUGUUAAUUUUAGGUCUUUUCUGGUUUUUUUGUUAAUUUUUUAAAGGCAGAUCAAAAUUUGACGUUUCGAAGUGUUGUUUAAAUUAAUUUUGAAUCAGAAGAGACGUAAAACGUAUCAAAAAGUCUAAGAAACUAGAGGUAUUUCUCUUUCGUAUAGAACUGAACGAAUUCGUAAAUGAAAAGUACAAAAACGUAUUUUUUUUGUGAAAUUUCUCAUUAAAGUCAAAUCUAUUUUAUCUGUGAAUACAGAUCAUAGACAAACGAAUAUUCAAUAGCUUCCAAAUCUGUUUUUUGGCAAAGUAUAAGAAUGAGUUUGAUCGUGAGUUUAUUGACGAACCGCCUCUUCGGGAUGAGUCAUAAUUUUGGUUAAGAUCUUGUGGAGGAAAAAAAAUUUAUGGACAUCACUUUUUUGUGACAUUCAUAGAGCUGCGUAACUAUAAAAGUGAAAGUGUUUAGUUUCUUGUAUCAAGAAUACUCAAAUACUAAACGAAAUUACGAAAAAAAAAAAUAAUAUUUUCAUAGUGCCUAUAAGAUUUUUUUGACAACAAAAGUUAUUAACUAAAAAUGUGUUAACAGAUCGAAAUUUGAUAUACCCGACAUUUUAAUUAUAUUUGAAAGGUAUAAUUUUCAAUAGUUGUAUAACUUUAUUUUCAUUUUUUAAUGUUUUCACUAUCGAGAAUCGAAAUGACAUCUAUUUUGAAACAAUUUGAUUUGACGGGGACACAUUCCUUUGAUCCACUCAAUCAUUCAUCCGUUUUUUACGUGGGUGGUUAACUCGGUCAUCUUAAACCACUCAAAAACACUUGAACGCGACUAAAAUUCAUCGCCAUACACUCGUUUUCAAUAAAUUACAAGUUUCAUGUGAAAUAUCACAACAAUCCGUAAUUUUUACAUCAAAACUAUACGAACGAAGGAAACGGCAAUACUGAUUUGUCUACAGAUACGGUGUUGAAAGUCUUUAAACUUUGACGCGUGCUUACUUUUUUUGCUAAAAAUUUCAACAGUACGUUUUGUAACCAGUAUAUAUACGGUUUAUCUCAAUUUCUGGUAAAACUACAAGUCCUAUGGAAAAAAGUCAAAUGACAAAGUUGUGGGUGUUGUGGAGAUCUACAACUUUUGUAUUUUCACUUUUUUUAUAUAACCUCAAAAUUUAUGUGGAAAAUUCAAAAAAUCGAGUUUUUUGUGUUUUAUUUUUGUUUAUUACGGCUUAAACGGCUAUACUGAUUUGUCUACAGAUACGGUGUUGAAAGUCUUUAAACUUUGACGCGUGCUUACUUUUUUUGCUAAAAAUUUCAACAGUACGUUUUGUAACCAGUAUAUAUACGGUUUAUCUCAAUUUCUGGUAAAACUACAAGUCCUAUGGAAAAAAGUCAAAUGACAAAGUUGUGGGUGUUGUGGAGAUCUACAACUUUUGUAUUUUCACUUUUUUUAUAUAACCUCAAAAUUUAUGUGGAAAAUUCAAAAAAUCGAGUUUUUUGUGUUUUAUUUUUGUUUAUUACGGCUUAAACGGCUAUACUGAUUUGUCUACAGAUACGGUGUUGAAAGUCUUUAAACUUUGACGCGUGCUUACUUUUUUUGCUAAAAAUUUCAACAGUACGUUUUGUAACCAGUAUAUAUACGGUUUAUCUCAAUUUCUGGUAAAACUACAAGUCCUAUGGAAAAAAGUCAAAUGACAAAGUUGUGGGUGUUGUGGAGAUCUACAACUUUUGUAUUUUCACUUUUUUUAUAUAACCUCAAAAUUUAUGUGGAAAAUUCAAAAAAUCGAGUUUUUUGUGUUUUAUUUUUGUUUAUUACGGCUUAAACGGCUAUACUGAUUUGUCUACAGAUACGGUGUUGAAAGUCUUUAAACUUUGACGCGUGCUUACUUUUUUUGCUAAAAAUUUCAACAGUACGUUUUGUAACCAGUAUAUAUACGGUUUAUCUCAAUUUCUGGUAAAACUACAAGUCCUAUGGAAAAAAGUCAAAUGACAAAGUUGUGGGUGUUGUGGAGAUCUACAACUUUUGUAUUUUCACUUUUUUUAUAUAACCUCAAAAUUUAUGUGGAAAAUUCAAAAAAUCGAGUUUUUUGUGUUUUAUUUUUGUUUAUUACGGCUUAAACGGCUAUACUGAUUUGUCUACAGAUACGGUGUUGAAAGUCUUUAAACUUUGACGCGUGCUUACUUUUUUUGCUAAAAAUUUCAACAGUACGUUUUGUAACCAGUAUAUAUACGGUUUAUCUCAAUUUCUGGUAAAACUACAAGUCCUAUGGAAAAAAGUCAAAUGACAAAGUUGUGGGUGUUGUGGAGAUCUACAACUUUUGUAUUUUCACUUUUUUUAUAUAACCUCAAAAUUUAUGUGGAAAAUUCAAAAAAUCGAGUUUUUUGUGUUUUAUUUUUGUUUAUUACGGCUUAAACGGCUAUACUGAUUUGUCUACAGAUACGGUGUUGAAAGUCUUUAAACUUUGACGCGUGCUUACUUUUUUUGCUAAAAAUUUCAACAGUACGUUUUGUAACCAGUAUAUAUACGGUUUAUCUCAAUUUCUGGUAAAACUACAAGUCCUAUGGAAAAAAGUCAAAUGACAAAGUUGUGGGUGUUGUGGAGAUCUACAACUUUUGUAUUUUCACUUUUUUUAUAUAACCUCAAAAUUUAUGUGGAAAAUUCAAAAAAUCGAGUUUUUUGUGUUUUAUUUUUGUUUAUUACGGCUUAAACGGCUAUACUGAUUUGUCUACAGAUACGGUGUUGAAAGUCUUUAAACUUUGACGCGUGCUUACUUUUUUUGCUAAAAAUUUCAACAGUGCGUUUUGUAACCAGUAUAUAUACGGUUUAUCUCGAUUUCUGGUAAAACUACGAGCCCUAUGGAAAAAAGUGAAAUAGAAAAGUUGUGGGUAAUACGGAGAUCUACAACUUUUAUAUUUUCACUUUUUUUACAUAACCUCAAAAUUUAUGUGGAAAAUUCAAAAAAUCGAGUUUUUUUUGUGUUUUAUUUUUGUUUAAUACGGCUUAAACGGCUAUACUGAUUUGUCUACAGAUACGGUGUUGAAAGUCUUUAAACUUUGACGCGUGCUUACUUUUUUUGCUAAAAAUUUCAACAGUACGUUUUGUAACCAGUAUAUAUACGGUUUAUCUCAAUUUCUGGUAAAACUACAAGUCCUAUGGAAAAAAGUCAAAUGACAAAGUUGUGGGUGUUGUGGAGAUCUACAACUUUUGUAUUUUCACUUUUUUUAUAUAACCUCAAAAUUUAUGUGGAAAAUUCAAAAAAUCGAGUUUUUUGUGUUUUAUUUUUGUUUAUUACGGCUUAAACGGCUAUACUGAUUUGUCUACAGAUACGGUGUUGAAAGUCUUUAAACUUUGACGCGUGCUUACUUUUUUUGCUAAAAAUUUCAACAGUGCGUUUUGUAACCAGUAUAUAUACGGUUUAUCUCGAUUUCUGGUAAAACUACGAGCCCUAUGGAAAAAAGUGAAAUAGAAAAGUUGUGGGUAAUACGGAGAUCUACAACUUUUAUAUUUUCACUUUUUUUACAUAACCUCAAAAUUUAUGUGGAAAAUUCAAAAAAUCGAGUUUUUUUUGUGUUUUAUUUUUGUUUAAUACGGCUUAAACGGCUAUACUGAUUUGUCUACAGAUACGGUGUUGAAAGUCUUUAAACUUUGACGCGUGCUUACUUUUUUUGCUAAAAAUUUCAACAGUACGUUUUAUAACCAGUAUAUAUACGGUUUAUCUCGAUUUCUGGUAAAACUACGAGCCCUAUGGAAAAAAGUGAAAUAGAAAAGUUGUGGGUAAUACGGAGAUCUACAACUUUUGUAUUUUCACUUUUUUUACAUAACCUCAAAAUUUAUGUGGAAAAUUCAAAAAAUCGAGUUUUUUGUGUUUUAUUUUUGUUUAUUACGGCUUAAACGGCUAUACUGAUUUGUCUACAGAUACGGUGUUGAAAGUCUUUAAACUUUGACGCGUGCUUACUUUUUUUGCUAAAAAUUUCAACAGUGCGUUUUGUAACCAGUAUAUAUACGGUUUAUCUCGAUUUCUGGUAAAACUACGAGCCCUAUGGAAAAAAGUGAAAUAGAAAAGUUGUGGGUAAUACGGAGAUCUACAACUUUUAUAUUUUCACUUUUUUUACAUAACCUCAAAAUUUAUGUGGAAAAUUCAAAAAAUCGAGUUUUUUUUGUGUUUUAUUUUUGUUUAAUACGGCUUAAACGGCUAUACUGAUUUGUCUACAGAUACGGUGUUGAAAGUCUUUAAACUUUGACGCGUGCUUACUUUUUUUGCUAAAAAUUUCAACAGUACGUUUUGUAACCAGUAUAUAUACGGUUUAUCUCAAUUUCUGGUAAAACUACAAGUCCUAUGGAAAAAAGUCAAAUGACAAAGUUGUGGGUAAUACGGAGAUCUACAACUUUUGUAUUUUCACUUUUUUUACAUAACCUCAAAAUUUAUGUGGAAAAUUCAAAAAAUCGAGUUUUUUGUGUUUUAUUUUUGUUUAUUACGGCUUAAACGGCUAUACUGAUUUGUCUACAGAUACGGUGUUGAAAGUCUUUAAACUUUGAGGCGUGCUUACUUUUUUUGCUAAAAAUUUCAACAGUACGUUUUGUAACCAGUAUAUAUACGGUUUAUCUCAAUUUCUGGUAAAACUACAAGUCCUAUGGAAAAAAGUCAAAUGACAAAGUUGUGGGUAAUACGGAGAUCUACAACUUUUAUAUUUUCACUUUUUUUACAUAACCUCAAAAUUUAUGUGGAAAAUUCAAAAAAUCGAGUUUUUUGUGUUUUAUUUUUUAUUUAUUACAAACAACAUUUUUUUUUCACGAAAUUUUGUGAAAAGUUGACUUUUUAUGUCCAAUAUAUACUGUAAUUUAUUUGAUUCGAAAUAUUUAUUUUUUCACGUAAUUUUGACAUAAUAUCGAAAAA
Messenger RNA from Diorhabda carinulata, 10606 nucleotides. RefSeq lists its product as uncharacterized. Lineage: Eukaryota; Metazoa; Arthropoda; Insecta; Coleoptera; Chrysomelidae. The transcript is spliced from 2 exons. The record is from RefSeq and is a predicted model, not a curated record. Bases 190 to 1398 code for a protein of 402 amino acids.